Rotaria sp. Silwood1 is the source of this 330-nucleotide messenger RNA. NCBI's taxonomy places the organism in Eukaryota, Metazoa, Rotifera, Eurotatoria, Philodinida, Philodinidae. The record is from the annotation of a GenBank genome assembly.
AUGGCAGUUAAAAGAUGGGCUAAAUGGUUUCGUGAAGGCCGGGAAGAUGUUCAAGAUGAAGCACGACCUGACAGACCUGUUACCAAAACAACAUCUGAUAAUAUUGAACAGGUCCGCCUUCUUAUCGAUGAUGAUCCUCAUAUUACAAUAGAAGAGUGGCAAGAGCAAACUGAUUUAAGUCAUGGCACCAUUCACAGAAUCACUACCGAUCAUUUAAACCUUAAGAAGGUUACCGCUCGUUAUAUACCAAAGGAUCUUACCGAUAUUCAACGGGCUGAACGAGUUCGAAUAUGCAAACAAAAUUUAGGAAAAUUUCAAAAAAGAACAUAG